This is a messenger RNA of Dictyostelium purpureum, 885 nucleotides long. RefSeq lists its product as uncharacterized. Gene Ontology annotation, cellular component: mitochondrion; membrane. The transcript has 3 exons. Lineage: Eukaryota; Evosea; Eumycetozoa; Dictyosteliales; Dictyosteliaceae. The record is from RefSeq and is a predicted model, not a curated record. Gene Ontology annotation, biological process: mitochondrion organization. The coding region runs from base 22 to 852 and encodes 276 amino acids.
UUAAUAUUAUAUAUAUUUAAAAUGCAAGGAAUCUUAAACAAGUUAGCUCCACUUGCUUUAACAGGUGGUGCCAUUAUUUCAUUAGGUCAAAGUGCUAUUUUCAAUGUUGAUGGUGGAGAAAGAGCUGUAAUUUUUGAUAGAAUUAGUGGUGUUAAAAAAGAAUCAGUUGGUGAAGGUACACAUUUUAUAAUCCCAUGGUUACAAAAACCACAUAUUAUGAGCACUAGAACUACACCAAGAACAAUUAAAUCAGAUACUGGUAGCAAAGAUCUUCAAACUAUCAGUGUUUCAUUAAGAGUUUUAUUCAGACCAGAUAUUGAACAUCUUUCAACUAUUUUCAGUAAAUUAGGUUUAGAUUAUGAUGAAAGAAUUUUACCAUCACUCGGUAAUGAAGUUUUAAAAUCAGUUGUUGCUCAAUAUGAUGCAAGUGAAUUAAUCACUCAAAGAGAAGCAGUUUCAAAAGAAAUUCGUGAUGCUUUAACAAAGAGAUCAAAAGAAUUCCAUUUAGUUUUAGAUGAUGUAUCAAUCACCCAUUUAAGUUUUUCACAAGAUUUUACCAAUGCUAUCGAACAUAAACAAGUUGCUCAACAAGAAGCUGAAAGAUCCAAAUAUGUUGUAAUGAAAAAUGAACAAGAAAAGAAAGCCUCCAUUAUUAGAGCUGAAGGUGAAGCUGAAGCUGCUAAAUUAAUCAGUAUAGCCAUGGCUAGUGGUCCAGGUUUCAUUGAACUUAGAAGACUUGAAGCCGCUAAAGAAAUUGCCGAAAAUUUAUCAAAAUCAAAAUUAGUUACCUAUGUACCAGGUAGUGGUGGUAAUGGUAAUAACCUUUUAUUAAAUAUAAAUAAUAAAAACUAAAUCCUAUAAAUAAAUAAAAUUUAAAUAUAAAAU